AUGGAGAUGUAUCUGCCUGUAUUCCUCAGCAUUGAGGACACCAUUGAUCCUGGCCAAUUCUCCAAAUUCAUUUGCAGCAAUAGCUUUUCCUGUCCUGAGUGCGGGAAAUGUUUUUCAGAGAAGUCUCGUCUUUAUAGACAUCAGAUUUUGCACUUGGAUAGGAAGACCUAUUCCUGUCCCGAGUGUGAGAAAACUUUUCUUCAUAACUCCUCCCUAUUCAAACAUCGGAGAUCUCACACGGGUGAGAAGCCGUAUUCCUGUUCUGAGUGCGAGAAAAGUUUUUCGCACAAGGCCAAUUUCGACAGACAUCAGAAAUCUCACACGGGUGAGAAGCCAAAUUCCUGCCCUGUGUGCAAGAAAAGUUUUUUACAGAAGCAUGAUCUUUACAGACAUCAGAGAACGCAUACAGGGGAGAAACCAUAUAUCUGUACUGAGUGCGGAAAAUGUUUCUCCAGGACAUCCGGUCUUUACAAGCAUCAGAGAUGGCACACGGGGGAGAAACCGUAUUCCUGUCUUGAGUGCGGGAAAUGUUUUUCAGACAAAUCUCAUCUUUAUAGCCAUCAGAGAUCUCACACGGGAGUGAAGCCACUUUCCUGUCUUGAGUGCGGUAAAUGUUUUUCAGAGAAGUCUCAUCUUUAUAGCCAUCAGAGGUCUCACACGGGUGAGAAGCCGCAUUCCUGUCCAGAGUGUGGGAAAUGUUUUUCCGAGAAGUCCAAUCUUUACAGACAUCAGAGAUUGCACACGGGGGAGAAGCCGUAUUCCUGUCCUGAGUGCGGGAAAUGUUUUUCGGAUAAGUCCAGUGUUUACAAACAUCAAAGGACUCAUACAGGUGAAAGGCCGUAUUUCUGUCUUGAGUGCGGAAAAAGUUUUUCAAGAACGUCCAAUCUUUACGCGCAUCAAAAAAUGCACACGGGGGAGAAGCCACAUGUCUGUUUUGAGUGCGGGAAACGUUUUAGAAAAAAUGCAGACCUUGUGACACAUCAGAGAUCUCACACGGGGGAGAAGCCGUAUUCCUGUCCUGAGUGUGGGAAACGUUUUUCAGAAAGGUCCACUCUUAACAAACAUCUGAGAUUGCACAUAGGAGAGAAGCCGUAUUCCUGUCCUGAGUGUGGGAAAUGUUUUACACAGAAGUACAAUCUUUACAGACAUCAGAGAUUGCACACGGGGGAGAAGCCUUUUUCCUGUUCUGAGUGCGGAAAAUGUUUUUCACAGGAAACAGUUGGAAAGUGGAAAGAGAUUGGGUUCCGGGAGCAACAGGGUGCACACAAUUUACACUUCGGAAUACAGAAUCACCUCACAGAUCAGAUGCAUAAGUGGUACAUCACAUGGUAA
Rana temporaria (common frog) is the source of this 1332-nucleotide messenger RNA. RefSeq names its product zinc finger protein OZF-like. Gene Ontology annotation, biological process: negative regulation of transcription by RNA polymerase II. The record is from RefSeq and is a predicted model, not a curated record. Gene Ontology annotation, molecular function: DNA-binding transcription repressor activity, RNA polymerase II-specific. The transcript is spliced from 4 exons. Bases 1 to 1332 code for a protein of 443 amino acids. NCBI's taxonomy places the organism in Eukaryota, Metazoa, Chordata, Amphibia, Anura, Ranidae.